ACAGAAGUCUAUUCAAACUUGUGUCCACCAUUUUCUGCAGAUUAUACUGACCCCUGUGGACAGCGGCCCUGCCUCCACAGUGGGAUCUGUGAGUGGACACCCAGGAGCCACCCACCCUUCAUCUGUCACUGUCCUGUGGGCUACAAGGGAAACAUCUGUGAAAUGAAAUCAGAUGGUAUUAAACCGGAGGGUGGAGACAUCAUUCCAAAAAAGACACAUUUGGCGUUUGAUGAUGUCAUCAAGCUAGUCGAUGGUCCAUCGGCAAGCCGGAUGCUGGUUGUGUUUGGUGCUACCGUACUUGGAAUCGUUCUGAUCAUCAUCAUCCAUUGCUGCAGAGUGCUGAGUAGAAAGCAAAAGGAGGAUGCAGAUUACCUGAAGCGACUACAGACAAAGGACAACCUGCCAAAAUCCCUGCCCCCAGGAUGUUGUGAACUCAGCAACAGUGUCUUCUUUGAGACCCUGUGCUGCCUGGGCAUUAUCAAAGACAACAUAAAGAAAGAGCGCAAUGAAAUCGACGUCGACCAGUUGGUGUCUGAAUUGAAACUGGCAAAAAGUCUCUCCAUGACCAUGUCAAAGAAUGCCUCCAAGCUCGUGUCUGAUGGGAAGAGAAGUAAACACUCACUGAGGCCCAGUCGCAGCAGACGACCAUCGGAACAGAGAAUUUCGAUGCAACAAAGAUCACAGCUUGAUUUUAAACCGUCUACGAAUGGAGGAAAAAAAGACGAUUCAUAUGUCAUCAACGUGGAAGAAAACGAGACAUUUGCUGACAAGACAAAAUUAGAUGGUGACCAAGCAGAGUCGCCGAAGGAUUCUUUAAGGUCCCUACCGUUGUUAAAAGAGGCCAUUAGGCAGUCUAAUAAUCACGUGAAAUGCAGUUGUGGCAAAAUCAUAGCAUCAGAAUCGAAAAACAAAAGACCAAGUUCCGAAGGCUUUAAAGCCCAGCAGCAAUUGCACCCAUCCGCUUCUAGUCGCAUCAGUUUUACUGACGGAAGUGUACGUAAUGGACCUGUAACACAGAAACAAAGAUCUCUUCAAUCUGUGAGCUCACAACAGCGGUCGGAUUAUAGAGAAUUCCAACAUCCCAGUCCAUCAAGGCAAACAUUAACAUCGUUAUCUCGACAUGAAGUUGAAAGACAAAGUAGACACGGCUCUGAACAACAAAAUGGCAGUGAAUUGCGAUUGGAAACACCUUUGCAACGUGUUCCGCAAAUGGCUACCAGGAACGAGUCAGAUCAUCGUAGUGUUUGCGAGCCCAUAUAUGGAUACAGUACACCGAUACCUACCUCUCGGAGAAGAAGCUACCAUUCAAUCAUUUCAAAAAGUAGAAAGAUUUCUGCUGAAACGCAGACCACCCCGACAUUUCUAUCGCACAUUGAGCAGAUACCGUCUCCUGGGCAACCGCCAUUACCACAGGAACCGCCAACUUCACAAUCCAGACUGAUCCGAGUCGAUAAGGCUCAGAACGUUCCGUCCUUUGCUUCCAACACUGGCGUGCCUCCACAGUCCGAGUUUGUUAGAGUUGACAAAGCUCAGAACUUUCCGUCCUUUGCUUCCAACACUGGCCCACCUUCACAGUCCGAGUUUGUUAGAGUUAAGAAAGCUCAGAACUUUCCGUCCUUUGCUUCCAACACUGGCCCACCUUCACAGUCCGAAUUUGUUAGAGUUGAGAAAGCUCAGAACUUUCGGUCCUUUGCUUCCAACACUGGCCCACCUUCACAGUCCGAAUUUGUUAGAGUUGAGAAAGCUCAGAAUUUUCCGUCCUUUGCUUCCAACACUGGUCCACCUACACAGUCCGAAUUUGUUAGAGUUGAGAAAGCUCAGAACUUGCCGUCCUUUGCUUCCAACACUGGCCCACCUUCACAGUCCGACUUUGUAAGAGUUAAAAAUGCUCAGAACUUUCCAUCCUUGGCCUCUGACAUCAGCCCUGUGUACGGUGUACAUCCGUCCAGAAGUACAGAUUACAAAGCCAAAAUAUUUACUUUUGAUGACUAUGCAAUGGAUGGUCUGAGGGAGAUGCAGGAUAAUAAUUCUCACACUUCAAGUCACAAUAUAGCUAGGAGUGGAGUAACUCUCUCGCAGCAAAGAAGCGGUACCCGCCAAUCUCGUGCAGCCUCUAAGCCUUCAACCACAGCUCUCCGCCAGCGUGAUCUAAGAAGCUAUUCAGACAGAGACGAACAACUGAAAGAGAGCUAUAUUAUUCGACCAGAGAAAUCCUCUCAUUAUCUGCAAGACCGGUUGCUAGAAAACCAAUACAAGCCCUCUUUUCAUUCCGAAAUAAACAUUAGACCAGACAGGGAAAAUUCACAGCCAAAACAGGAAUUUUCAUAUUAUGAAGAAUAUGUUCCAACAAAGCGUAUAUCAGAAAUGAAUGACAAUGAAUGGCCCGUUGAAAAUUUCCCUUCCAUCGGUUCUCGGAUUGAUGCACGACGCAGUUAUUCACAACCAGCAGUGUUUCGUAAAUCAGAGGUCAUUUUAGACCCCGGUGAAACCUAUUACAACAACAAUUAUCCCGACAAAUACUUCGAGCAUCAAGAUAACAGAGAGCACAUUGUGAUGCCUAUUUACAAGGUCCCAAACACCCCACCUUUACCGAAUCCAUAUCAAACCACGUACCGAGAACACUUUGGGAUGGUAAACAACAGAACCCGCGUAAGACCCAAUCGUCAGCUGGUUGAUUCCGGAAUAGAAGUGAAUGGAAGUAGAGACUCUGGUGAGAGAAAUCAUAACGUACCAAGCAGGUCUCCACAUUCUCAAUAUCAGCAAGCUUUAGCCAACCACAGAGCGUCUACUUACGGUUCCGGUAGACGAAAGGAAAGAGAAUUCGAUUUCGAGUCCCGGUCUUCGAGUCGUAAUGGAAGACACAGCCGAGGGCCGUCCACUUCCAACGAACCAAAUCUGGAAAACGACCAGGAGGUUCUAAAAUUUCUAAAGGAGCGGAGAAGCGUUAGCGGUUUUAUGGAGGCUAAACGGGAGAGUCCACAGGAGGCACGGCGAUCUCGGUUUAAUCGAUGCGUACAGGAGCGCCGCUCGGCCCCAUCAAGUUCGGUGGUGCCUUCUGACAACGAGGAGCAGUACAUAGAUGAUCCACAGAACGAUGACCGUGUUCUGGAGUACCUCCGUCAGAAGAAAACGGUGAGCGCGCUCAUAGACGAUAGCCGUCAGACGAUGCCCAUUAAGUUUGUACGUGACUUUGAAGAGCGCCGUCAACCCAACGUUCCGGUCAGUGAGCGCGAUAGAGAAAAUGAUGAAGAAGUCCUGUAUUAUCUCAGACACCGGAGAAGUAUCAGUGGGGGCAGGUCGGACGAAAACGAGGGAGCACGAGAAAGAGUAAUGCAAAACGUCAGAGAAGACUUUGAAUAUGUGGGUCCUCGAUCUCUAGAGACGAUGGCAGACAUUAAUCAGGAACUGAAGUAUACAAAAAUGUUCGCAAAGAACACGACUCAGUAUCCACCAGCGGCGGCAAAGAUUGGAGAAAGGAAGGAUAUCAAAGUACCCAUCACGUCUAGAAAUGUAUUUUCUCCCCCGCCAUCGAACAGAGGAAGUCCACAACAGAGGCGCGAGGCUCAAGAUGAAGGUCCGAGUACGCCAUACCAGGAAUACCUCAGAAGAAGCAUGAUUCGUUGGCCAGUGAAAGAUAUAGAUAUAAGACGUUCUAGAGAUGCUUUGAAAGGAAACCGCUUGCAGGAAUUGUUGAAUAAAGACGGAGAUCAACACGCCAAUCAAAGAGAGUCCAGGCAUUCGGGAAACAAUAACAAUAUUGAGUCCAGUGCUUACAUUUAUAAUUCAGGCGAAGAAUUCCUCGAUGAUUCAGAGCAAAUUAAUCAAAGAGAGCAAAUCGAGUACAACGAUAAACCUUUUUCAGGUAGAAAUAAAGCUGAGGAGAAUGAAUUUCUACAGCAAGUCAAAAAAAGGGGUAAUGAUGAACGAGUGAUGCGCGAAGAAAGAACACAACAGCGUGGAAGGCGACCGAGAACCAGCACAGGGGACACUAGAGACCGAACGUUAAACGAAACGCGCGAUUAUUCUUCCUUUACAAUGGGUGGCAGCGAUAGUGGUCUGUAUGAGAGAGGAGCCGGGCCAAAACACAGCACACCCAAACCGUCCCCAGAACAACGAAGCACUUGGGAAAGACGAAACAGUUCGGGGUCACUUCUAGAAGUCAUGCGAAAUAGUCCAACGAUUCAGAACAAGUUUUUCUCCAGAUCUGAAAACAUGGCACAGGAAGACUUCACUAACGUUAAUAUUUGGAAAACUGAUAUAGAUUCAAGAGCUGGCAGAAGACGGAGUAGAGAGCAGAUACUCCAUAACCAACAGCGUGAUUACCAAAACGAGGCGGAUCACGCGAUAUCGAGGCCCGACGCGAGAGUUCUCCCUAACUCACAGACCCUUAGCUCGCUCCAAGGGAUGUCCUCGGAACGACUCCACAGCCGGGUAUCGGAGGCUUUCCUGGGACCCCAGAGCUUGCUGGGAGAUCGGCGUCAAACACGGAAGGCUUCGUUCAUUGGUUACCAUAAGUCCAAUGAGAGAGCUCGUAAUGGACAUAGAUACCAUGACAACAUGGACACAACAUUUGACUCAAAUGAAUCUAUUCCAAGGACGCCACCUCCUCCCCCAAAUGUUUAAGACAUCACUGCUGAACCCCAACCUUUUCUUCGUGUUCAAAAAAUGCACAAUACAUAUACUAGUAAUUAACGUCUUUAAUUUGAGAAAUAGUGUUUGAAUAAUCGUGCUGAUACACAGGGGUCAUAUGAGAAAUAAACAACAGAAACAAUUAAACUGUAUGUGUUUGAAUUGAAAUUAAUACAUCAGUAUCUGAAGCCAAAUUUUCUGCUGCCUAUUUAUAGCAGGAAGUUGUAUGUGUGUAUUACUUUUAAAAAUAUUUGAAAAUUUGGUUUCUUAAUAUUCAACCACAAAAAUAAUAAUCAUGAUUUUCAUGUACUGGUUGUGCACUAAAAAAAAUUAGAACAACUGAAAACCAUUAAUUUGGAAACGAGAUAGAAAACUGGGAAAAGAUACUUCGAAUAUUUUUUUAAGAGGGAGAACAAACAUGCCCUUCAAAAGGUAUUUAAAAGAAUGUGUGGUGAUUUUCUAUGACACAAAUUUUUUAUAUAACACUUUCGUGUUGUUGCCAAUAAAUGCUUCUAUUUGUUGAAUUUAAAUGCUUAGCCUGCAGCAUUUUUUUCAGAGAUGGCAAAUAAAAAUGUUACUGAAUUGUGUUAAAACAAGAAUGAAUAAUCUUUCAAAAUAACAUCGAUUUUUUUAAAUUUUCCCUUAUUUUUUGUACCAUUCAUACCAUAGCAACAGGUUUUAAGUUAUCUAUUUGUCUUGUACAGUCUUUAAAACAAAAUUUUUUUUUCGACCAAUCAGAAGCGCCAAUAUCAAACGAAAU
Messenger RNA from Magallana angulata, 5389 nucleotides. RefSeq lists its product as uncharacterized. The record is from RefSeq and is a predicted model, not a curated record. The transcript is spliced from 5 exons. Bases 163 to 4623 code for a protein of 1486 amino acids. NCBI's taxonomy places the organism in Eukaryota, Metazoa, Mollusca, Bivalvia, Ostreida, Ostreidae.